This is a messenger RNA of Anthonomus grandis grandis, 2628 nucleotides long. Its product is annotated as solute carrier family 25 member 16-like. Lineage: Eukaryota; Metazoa; Arthropoda; Insecta; Coleoptera; Curculionidae. The transcript has 5 exons. The record is from RefSeq and is a predicted model, not a curated record. Gene Ontology annotation, biological process: transmembrane transport. Gene Ontology annotation, cellular component: mitochondrial inner membrane. The coding region runs from base 346 to 1005 and encodes 219 amino acids.
AUAAUGAAAACAAACCAAUCAACAAUUUUUGGAAAUCAGGCAAUUCCGAAUUAAUUGAACUUUGAACUAUCAGUCACAUCGUCUUAAUAUUUUUGGGAUUUUCGUUAGCUAAAAUAAUCUAGUACUUAGUAAAAAAUUAAUCAUGAUUCUAUUGAUAAAAACAGGACGAAGUCUAUGCUAUGCUCUGACCUGACGGUCUAGGACAUUUGGCAAAUAAAAAUGAACAGUGUAGCAUCAAUAAGUGAAAGUUUAUUUACUUCCUCUUGAAUUUAGUACAUUCAUUCAAUCCGUUUGAUAGUGAAAACAUCUUCAAGUAUUUUUAUUGUUAUUAAAUAAUAUUUUGAAAUGUCUGGAUUAAAAAGUGAGACAGGCAGGGAUCACCUUCAGCUUUUGUUGGUGACCAAAAAUUUGGCCUGUGGUGGUAUGGCUGGCAUGGUAUCAAAAACAGUAGUAGCCCCUUUAGAUAGAGUAAAAAUUUUACUUCAAGCUCAUAACCAGCACCACAUUAACCAUGGGGUAUUUUCUGGACUUCGUCACAUCCUCACUCGGGAAGGGUUUUUUGCUUUAUAUAAGGGCAAUGGCGCUCAAAUGGUACGGAUAUUCCCAUAUGCAGCAUGUCAAUUUACUUCCUUUGAAAUUUACAAGAAAUACCUCGAUGGUAUUUUCGGUCAGAAAUCACAUAUAGACAAAUUUAUUGCUGGUGCGGGAGCAGGCAUGACUUCUGUUUUUCUGACUUAUCCCUUGGACACUAUCAGAGCUAGGCUUGCCUUUCAAAUAAGUGGCGAACAUGUUUAUACAGGAAUAGUUCAUACAGCAACUACAAUGUUCAAGGAAGAAGGAGGCUUCAGGGGGCUAUAUAGAGGUUUCACUCCUACUCUAUGCGGUAUGGUGCCGUACGCGGGUCUCUCAUUUUACUGUUUUGAAUACUUAAAGUAUGGCUGUUUGAAAUAUUUACCGCAAUGGACCUCUAAACCGUGUGAAAAAAAUACAGGUAAAAUGAUUUGAGUAAUAGUAAAAUUUGACAGAUCAAGCGCACUUAUUUGUAAGUAAAGUUUGAUCUGGAUUAUAGGAAACCUUGUCGAAGUAAACAAGUAUAGUCGCUUCGCUCCUAUACUUUUGGUCCGUGGGGACCAGUUUGGAACCUUUAGGUCUUGUCAGUGAUGAGCCUUAGAGGAUUUCUUAAAAAAAAUCGCAAAUUAUCAGGUGUACUUAGGUGAGGCUAACGUUUAUCUGCCAAGGAAAGAGAGGACCAGUUGUUGGGGUAUCAUGCUUCAAAGAACCAUAAUUUGUUAUAUAGUCGCGUUGUGUGUCAAUAUACUGUCUUAUAUUUCAAAUAUCUGUGAAAGUAUAUUAAUAGUAUUCUAAAUAAAGCCUGAAUACCAAAUUCGAACAGAAUCGGACCAAUAGCAAAAAAGUUACGGUAGUCACGUGACCUAGGCUGAAACUUAAAUGUCAGUUAUCUGUUAUAAUUUAUUAGUUGUAUCCUAAAUAAACCAUAAAUACCAAAUUCAGAGAAAAGUUCCCAUAAGGGUCUAUUUAUUUAAAUAGAACAAAUAGGGAUUUUACGUCGAUUUGUUUAAAUUUUUCUUUUUAUUUUGAAAUGUAAUAGUAAUAAAAUAUCAAAAGAAUUGGCAGGAGGAGAAUAAGAAAUAAAAGAAACCAUCAACGAAUUGAAUCGAAGCUAUAGAAGCCGAGAUAUUAGUAAAAAUGUGGGAAAAAACAAAAGAAAACUGGUUUUUUCCCACGGUAUCAUUUUUUUUUCUUAAAAUAAUUAUUGACAAAUUAUAAUGUAAGCCCUAAGUUGGCAAAUUCAAGUAAAAAAACCCAAGAAAAAAAAUUUUUUUUUUGGUCGAAAAUCGAAAGGGGUAUAGCCAUGAAAAAUUGCGAAAAAAUGGUUUUUAUUUUUUUAAAAAUAAAAUAUAACUCUGACAACUUUUUGUCUUAAACAAAAGUUUUCGGGAAUAUUACGAGGUAUCCGUGCGUUAAAACGAAUCGGUUCUAGCUAUUAUACAAUCGGAGAAAAUUGGAAAAAACUAUUAAACAUAAAUAUCGAAUUAUCAAGAGCCCUAUGGAAAAAUUUCAAUUUUUUAUUUUUCUAUCCUGUACUAAAUCAGAGUAUCUUUAAAAAAGAUUAUUACCAAUUUGACUCUAAAAUGAACGGAAAACCUAUUUCUUUGCAUUUUUCGAUUUUGAAGCAAAAUCCGGGCUCAAAAUCAGUAUUUUUUCAAAAAAUGCUUCGAUUUCAAAUUUUCUUUUUUCUGGUUAAAAACCAUUCAAAAACUAAUAAAAAAGCUUUAUGACAAAAUUUUCCACGAUUUAUACGAGUGCCAUAAUAUAAAGGGAAAAAUUAGGUCCCAUAAGAGUCUAUGUAUAGGGACUCGUUUUUUCCCACGGUAGCAUUUUUUUUCUUAAAAUGAUAACUGACAAAUUAUAAUGUAAGCCCUAAGUUGGCAAUUUCCAGUAAAAAAACCCCAAAAAAAAAAAAUUUUUUUUUGCUCCAAAAUCGAAAGGGGUAUAGCCAUGAAAAAUUGUGAAAAAAUGGUUUUUAUUUUUUUAUAAAUAAACUAUAACUCUGACAACUUUUUGUCCUAAACAAAAGUUCUAGGGAAUAUUACGAGGUAUUUAAAU